Crotalus tigris (Tiger rattlesnake) is the source of this 6027-nucleotide messenger RNA. RefSeq names its product signal peptide, CUB domain and EGF like domain containing 2 (gene SCUBE2). Gene Ontology annotation, molecular function: calcium ion binding. Gene Ontology annotation, biological process: signal transduction. The transcript is spliced from 23 exons. The record is from RefSeq and is a predicted model, not a curated record. Lineage: Eukaryota; Metazoa; Chordata; Lepidosauria; Squamata; Viperidae. The coding region runs from base 161 to 3208 and encodes 1015 amino acids. Gene Ontology annotation, cellular component: cell surface.
AGCAGCUCUCGCACGUGAGGGAAGGCUGUGCCUCGGGGUGGGACAGCCGCCGGCAGACGCCUCCUUUUUUGGGACGAGCGCGGGGCCGGACCCAGGGGGCGGUAGCCGCGGUAGCAAGAGCAGUAGCUGCAGCAGUUCUGGAGGCAGCUCCAGCUGAUCGAUGGGGUCCGGACAUCCUUGCUCCGCCGUGCAGGCGCUUCUCUUCUUCAUCCUCCUCCUCCUCCUCCCGCCGCCGUUCCUGCUACUUACCGCUUCUCCCCAAGAUGUGGAUGAAUGUGCACAAGGAAUUGAUGAUUGCCACCCAGAUGCAAUUUGUCAGAAUACUUUGAAAUUGUAUAAGUGCACAUGUAAACCAGGGUACAGUGGAGAAGGAAAAACAUGUGAAGAUAUUGAUGAAUGUGAUAAUGAGUUCAAUGGAGGUUGUGUCCAUGAAUGUUUCAAUAUUCCAGGCAAUUAUCGCUGUAUAUGUUACGAUGGCUUCAUGUUGGCUCAGGAUGGUCAUAACUGUUUUGAUAUGGAUGAAUGCUUGGUCAAUAAUGGAGGCUGUCAACAUGCUUGUAUCAACACAGUGGGUAGCUAUGAAUGUCGUUGCAAUGAAGGAUUCUUUCUCAGCGAUAAUCAGCACACCUGCAUUCACCGUUCAGAAGAAGGGGUGAGCUGCAUGAAUAAGGAUCAUGGUUGUGCCCAUAUCUGCAAAGAAGCGCCAAAAGGAGGAGUGGACUGCGAAUGCAGACCUGGAUUUGAACUGGCCAGGAACCAAAGAGACUGCAUUUUGACUUGCAAUCAUGGAAACGGAGGCUGCCAGCACAGUUGUGAAGAUGCAGAAGAUGGGCCUGUCUGUGGAUGUCAUCCAGAGUACACAGUGCAUGCCAAUGGAAAAACAUGUAUUGAAAGAAUAGAAGUGACCACGGAAAUCUCUGAAAACAAUGUUACGGCAGGAGCUGAUGCAGAUAAACGCGUGAAGCGGCGACUGCUUAUGGAAACUUGUGCAGUAAAUAAUGGUGGCUGUGAUCGGACUUGUAAGGACACUUCAACAGGCGUCCACUGCAGUUGUCCUAUUGGCUUUACUCUUCAGCUUGAUGGGAAGACAUGCAAAGACAUUGAUGAAUGCCAGACCAGUAAUGGUGGAUGCGAUCAUUUUUGUAAAAACACAAUUGGUAGUUUUGAUUGCAGCUGCAAAAAAGGUUUUAAAUUACUAACUGAUGAAAAAUUGUGUCAAGACAUUGAUGAAUGUUCUUUUGAAAGGACAUGUGACCAUUUGUGCAUCAAUCAUCCAGGCAUUUUUGAAUGUAUUUGCAAUGAAGGAUACAUUCUUUUUGGCUUCACACAUUGUGGCGAUAUCAAUGAAUGUAGCAUGAACAAUGGAGGCUGCCAGCAUAUCUGCAUAAAUACACUGGGUAGUUAUCAGUGCCACUGUAAUGCCGGGUAUAAAUUACACUGGAACAAAAAGGACUGUGUGGAAAGGCCCUUGUCUGAUGUCCUUUCCCCCAAAGUAUCUCUGCGCUGCAUUAAGACUGGUGGAAAUGAUAGAUGCUUUUUAAUCUGCCUCUCGGAUGUCCAUUUUGCUUCUGGCCUGGAAGAUUCCUAUACUAUAAAAUGUGGCAACCCUUUAUCACCUAAGAAAAAAAUACAAAAUCCAAAUGAAUCAACUACUUUAGAUCUCUCUAUCAUCAGGACAACUGUAACUUUUAAGUUUACUCAAGGAAAAUGUAACUUGAAAAAGAGUAAGAUGUUUCACGAUGCUCUUCACCAUGUAAUACCAGAGAAACAUAAUUCAAUAAUGGAGAACUUCUACUAUGUAAACCUAACAUGCAGUUCUGGCAAGAAAACUGUUGGAGACCUCAGCAGAAUGAAGGCAGCUAGAGAAAUGUUUAUAACUGCAGACUUUGAGCUUGAAACAGACCAAAAGGAGGUGGCAGAUACGUGUAAUUUGAGCUGUGCACGUAAAAGGACUGAGAAAAGGCUUCGUAAAGCUAUUAGAACUUUGCGGAAAGUCAUCAACAAAGAGCAGUUCCAUAUUCGCCUCUCUGGUGUAGAUCAUGGCAUGGCUCGAAAGCCUCCCAGAGCAGUAGAUACCCAGGAUCCCUGCAGCCUAGGUCAAAAGCACCUGGAUAACAAAUGUGCUAGCUGCAGUGUUGGAACAUAUUUUGAUGGGGAACAAGAAAGUUGUAUUUUAUGUCCUAAUGGAACUUAUCAAGACAAUGAAGGUCAAAUUGUCUGCGAACCUUGUCCAAAUCUUCAACGUUCUGGGGACUCAAAAGCAGUUGGUGCUCGUAGAAUAUCUGAAUGUGGAGGACAGUGUUCACCGGGUGAAUAUUCAGCUGACGGAUUUAAGCCCUGUCUUUCAUGCCCUUCUGGGACAUACCAGCCUGAACCAGGUCGGACAUCUUGUUUUACAUGUGGAGGAGGUCUGAUGACAAAAUUUACCAGUGCAACAAUGUUUCAGGAUUGUGAGACUAGAGUGCAGUGCUCACCUGGACACUUUUACAAUACAACUACGCAUCGUUGUAUCCGCUGCCCAAGUGGAACGUAUCAACCGGAGUUUGGACAAAAGUACUGUAUUUCAUGUCCUGGAAACACAACUACUGAUUUUGAUGGAUCCACAAACAUAUUGCAUUGCAAAGACAGACAUUGUGGGGGUGAGCUUGGAGAGUUUACUGGAUACAUUGAGUCCCCAAACUAUCCUGGAAAUUAUCCUGCAAACAUUGAGUGCACUUGGACCAUAAAUCCACCUCCUAAGCGCCGUAUUUUGAUUGUGGUUCCAGAAAUAUUUUUACCAAUAGAAGAUGAAUGUGGAGACUACUUGGUGAUGAGAAAAAGCUCUUCCUCCAAUUCUGUGACCACAUAUGAAACCUGCCAAACUUAUGAACGCCCUAUAGCUUUCACUUCCAGGUCCAAAAAGCUCUGGAUCCAGUUCAAAUCAAAUGAAGGAAAUAGUGCAAAAGGAUUCCAGGUCCCUUAUGUAACCUAUGAUGAGGAUUAUCAGGAGCUAAUAGAAGAUAUAGUCAGAGAUGGUAGACUUUAUGCAUCAGAAAAUCACCAAGAGAUCCUUAAGGAUAAGAAGCUGAUAAAGGCAUUGUUUGAUGUCUUAGCCCACCCACAGAAUUACUUUAAGUAUACAGCACAAGAAUCUAGGGAAAUGUUUCCAAGAUCUUUCAUUCGACUGUUGCGUUCUAAGGUCUCCAGAUUUUUGAGACCUUACAAAUAAUGUAUAUUACAUUUUUUAAAAAAACUUUAAGAAUUCUUAAUUGUACAGGCUUCUGUUAUAUUCUUUUUUAUAGGGCAGUCUGGAAAAAACUGACAAGCCAAUUGUAUACAACAUGUAUAUUUUAAAUUAAAAAUGUAAUUAUUUCAGUCCAUGGAGGUUUUUCUCUUGUCUCAUAACCCACUGGAUGACUGUCUAUUUUAGAAAAGUUGUGCAAUUGUCUUGGAAGUGAUGCAGUGAUAACUAAUCAUGAUUAAUGUGAAUAUUUUAAUUUUAAAAUUUCAUGAUGGCAGCAGUUUAAAAGAGUUGAGUCCAUCAUUUUGGAAAUGUCCAAGCAGUCCACUUUGGAAUUUCAGAGAUGAUGAAGACAACACAGGCUUAAAUGUCAAUGUGAUAUGAGAAAAGAUUGGUUUUCAAAGUGUGAUUUCAAAACAAACCAAAGCAUGAUGUGAGUCUUCUGCUUUUUAAUUAAAAAGAAAUAGUACAGUAGUUUUUUCAAGUGGAAAACUACUUUCAAGUGGAUUUUAAAGUGAGAAUGAUAGUCAUUCUUUUGUACAGAAUCCUUUAUUUCUCAAUAUUCUUGUAGCCAAUUCAAUAUUUAACAUUUGAGUUACCCUGGAUGAAGAGUGAAUAUUUAUGUUCUCAGACAUUCCAAUGCUAAGUGAAUAAAAACUAUGUGUAGGUGAUGGGGGGAAGGCAUAAUUCUCUUGUUCAUGUAAGAGGGCAAAGAUAUGUAUUGAUUAUGACAUUUCACUGUAUAAAUUUGUUAAGCUUAUAUUUAAAAAUUACCUUUAAAAGGAUAAUUUAAUUAAAGAAAAUGCAGUAAAUUUGUAUGGCUCAGAUAGGAUUAUGUUAUGAUGAUAUGCAGGAAAAAAAGCUCUGUAAGACAAUCUACAUUAUUCCACACCUUCCUUAAUUAGUUUCUCAGUGCUGUAUGUAACUGUGUUCCUUUUUUUAUAUGCCACACAACUGUCCAUAAAUUAAUGGCUGAUUUUGUGACAUGGGAAGUAAUAAUCUCCUUGUUUUCCACAAGAGGGCAGUAUGUGGUACACAUUUAAUUGUAAAUAAACAGUAUCUUUUGUUUUAUCCUUAAUCAGCUUAAAAAACAGAGUAGUGUUCAAAAAGAGUGUGUAGCCAUACAUACGCAGAAACAUAGAAUGAAUACAGGAUGCCAGUUUCAUCUGGCAAUUAAAUGCAGUUUUUAAGGCUUUUUCUUCAGAUUCACUGUUAAAAUGCUCUCUGAUUAGAAAAAACAAGAGUUUUCCUUACACAGAAUAUCAAAAAUAAAGGUUAUUGUGAAUAUCAGGGUGAGGCCAGUAUGUAAGAGAAUCUGUCAUAUUCCAGACUAUUAAUUGGCUUUCCUAAUAUUGCAGACUAGAUGAUCUGCGUAGUUUCUUCUAAUUCCAUAAUUUAUUUGUUUACACAUAAAUAUAUAUAUGUAUAUACAUACAACUUAUAUGCCACCCGCCUCCCAAUACCUCUGGGCAGCUUACAAUUAAAAGUAAAAAAGAAAAGAGAAAAAAGAAGGAAUACUCCUAAAACAUCAUAUAACCAACAUCCCACUUCCUCCCCCCCCCCAUCUAGCAGUGACUCAACCUUUGCUUUGCCCUAGCCUGAGAUCUUUAAUAGCUUCUUGAACAUUACUUUUUAAUUCUAUGAUUCUAGAUUAACUGAUGGCAAAUGCAUGUUGCAUCAGUUAUUGUUGCUUAGUGCUAUUCGUACUAUGAAUGUGUAGAAUGUUCCUCCAGCCAUCUCAUAAUCAGUAGACAGCUUACCUAAGAUAAUUACAGUAUUGGAACAAACACAGGGUUCAGACAUAUUAAAAUAGGAAUAUAAGAUUCUAAGCGUACCAUUUGGAUGGUCCAUUCUUACAUAUCAAUAUACUUAUAGUGUUCCAAUUUUUCUUGAAGAUUGGUUUGAAAUUUGGAAGCCUUCAAAAGCUAACCAGAUCCAUCCAUAUCUUCUCUAAUCUUUGAGCAUCCUUACUUCAAGUAUGUCUUAUGGGUCUAAAGGAAUUCAUAGAUUCAGAAAUUAAUUCAGAAAUGUAUUUGUAGGAGGGAAAACUGCAAGUUCUGAAGAAAUAGCAAACAGACUGGAAGAUACUUGGAUGUUCUGGCUAUAGGUCAUGAAGAUCUUUCUGUAAAAGAGAUGACUCACUGUUUUGAAAGGCUAAACAUUAGCUCAUCAGUCAACUCAACUGUCAUCAAAAUUUUACUCUAGAUAUUUUGUACACCACAGACUAAAAACUGAAAACACUCUGGGAAUGUCACUUCAAUUUAAUUACUCAAUAUACAGCUUUAAAAGCUGCCCAGCUUUUAAAGAUAUCUGCAAAAUUAAAAGAAGCAACAGUAAAAAUUGUUUAUAUAGUAUGUGCCAUUUUAUUCCAGUGGGACUAAAAGUUUGGUGGCGCCUCCCCGUUAUCUCAGACUUCUGUUCCAAAAUAUUUGCAACUAUCUCUGAUACUGUUUCUGCAGUAUUAUACUCAUUUUCUUUAUUAAGCUUACUAACAAGCGAAGUGAGUUACAGUUCCUUUUUUAUUUUAUAAAUGGUAAUAUUAUCAGCUAUUCUUAGUGGAAAAUGGGAAAAGCUUUCCCCACUCAAAGCAGACUUUCAAAGGUUUUAUAUGUAAGACUUCUAUAUGGACAGUGAGAACUAAACACUUAACUAUUUGAACAAUCCUUGAAAGCAUUAAUGGAUAAUUAAUUCAGAUUGUAAUCAUUGGAAGAUUUAAUUGGAAUAUAGAAAGUAGAUAUUACUUUGCCAAUAUUCCAUUUCUGUUGUUGGUAUUAUUUGCUGCCAAAUGUUGAUUAAUGAGAUAUGUA